Messenger RNA from Zingiber officinale, 2950 nucleotides. RefSeq names its product receptor-like serine/threonine-protein kinase SD1-8. Gene Ontology annotation, biological process: protein phosphorylation; recognition of pollen. The transcript is spliced from 11 exons. Bases 236 to 2782 code for a protein of 848 amino acids. Gene Ontology annotation, molecular function: ATP binding; protein serine/threonine kinase activity. Lineage: Eukaryota; Viridiplantae; Streptophyta; Magnoliopsida; Zingiberales; Zingiberaceae. The record is from RefSeq and is a predicted model, not a curated record.
CUAAUUCACUUGGCCUAACCUUUUUAGUUCUCUGCUGACCAGACUACCAGUAUCUUAAGGAAACUAAUCAAGUUCAAAAAAUCUGCAUCCAAUUAAUGAUAGCUUCUUCCUUCUAUGGAAGUGAUAAGAAGAUGAGAGUUGCAGUAGCACAGCGUUAGCAAAGAUUUGUGAACCGAUUUAGCAACAAGUAAAAGUGUAGGAUCACGAAGAAAGCUAUGAACUUUAUAAGAUUUCCAUGGCCAGGAUGCAGCGCUUUCUUUUCCAGUUCCUAAACAUACUAGCAGCCAUAUCCAUUGUUCAUUGUCAGACAAGCGAUUCCUUGACUCCAAAUAGCUCGCUCAGAAAUGAUCAGAACUUGACUUCUUCCGGAGGUAUAUUCCAACUCGGCUUCUUCACUCCCAUCAGUGGCUCGGUACAGGGAUACAUAGCGAUAUGGUACAACAAUUCCUCUAUCACGGAACGCACAGUAGUAUGGAUUGCCAAUAGGAACCAGUCCGUCAACACCUCCACCGCGACACUCAACUUCACCUCCGAUGGCAAUCUAAUCCUUUUCGACAACGGAACUGAUGUUUCAUGGUCGACCGGGACAUCCACAGCUCAAAAUUCAGCACAAGUGCAGCUUUUGGACUCAGGCAAUCUCGUCCUGACCGUUGCCAGCGACGGCAACGGUGGCUCGAAGAAGACUCUGUGGCAGAGUUUCGACCAUCCGAGCGACACUUUCCUACCCGGCAUGAGGCUCGGAGUUGACUACCGAAACAACACCUCGUGGCAGCUCGUGUCGUGGAAGAGCGUCACCAACCCCUCUCCGGGCAACUACGCCUUCAAGAUGGAGACUCGAGGAGUUCCAGAGAUCUUCCUCUGGAAUGGCUCCUCUAAAAUCUACCGAACGGGUCCGUGGAACGAUAAGGGAUCAUUCAGCGGCAGCCCAAUUAUGAAGAACAGCAGCAUUUCGAGCCAAGUAGAGUUCAAUUUCGUGUCCAACAGUUCUAUGGUGUACUUCUCGACUUCAUACAAGGUCGGGUCGUCGGUGCUGACUCGGUCAGUGAUGAACGCCUCCGGCAAAUACGAGCGGUGGAACUGGACGAGAGGCGGGUGGUCGCUCUACUGGAACGUGCCCGUGGAUGACUGCGACGUGUACGCGCGCUGCGGGCGCAACAGCAUCUGCACCAGGGACUACAUCUCCUUCACCUGCGAUUGCUUGGAAGGCUUCGCGCCGAAGAACGGAAGCCUCGGAUGCAACAGAAAGAAGCCAUUGAGUUGCGCGUCGAACAGAGUCUUGAAGGUAGCCAACGCGAAGCUGCCCGACACAGAGAACGCCACGAUACGAGGCCAGAUGAGCCUGGGUGCGUGCAACGACGUGUGCACCAACGACUGCUCCUGCGUCGCGUACGCACUGGUUGGGGAAAACGGGUGCGUCACUUGGGAAGGCGAUUUACUGGAUCUCAGGAAUUUUUCCCAAGGAGGGGAUGAUUUAUAUAUCCGCCUUGAAGGGUCUUCGAAACGCAGUGAGCUUGUUUGGGCGAUUGCCGUUCCUGUGUUCCUGGCAUUUCUGCUGCUGUGUAGUCUGAGUAUGUUCAUGCGGAGGAGAAAGAGAGUAGGGAAACAAGACUGCCGUGAGACUGGCUCCGAAUCCUCCCCGGUCAAGGACGAUACCAGCCUCUCGACAGUGGCUUUUGAUGCAUCAGAACCGAGGUCGAGAUCGAGAUCGAGGUCGAGGUCGAGGUCGAGGUCGAGGUCGAUCAACUCUGAGACAUCUGGUCCGUGUAUUGAAGGAGCAGGUGCAGGUCGGCUCGACAUCUUGGGGGCACUGCCUUCCUAUGAUCUGUCUACAAUAAAGGCUGCAACAAAUGAUUUCUCUAUCAACAACAAACUUGGUGAAGGAGGAUUUGGUGUGGUUUACAUGGGCCAAUUGCAAGAUGGACAAAAAAUUGCUGUGAAGAAAUUAUCUAGACAUUCUUCGCAGGGCCCAAGCGAGUUCCAGAAUGAGCUCUCGCUAAUAUCCAAGUUACAACACAGAAAUCUUCUUCGUGUCCUCGGCUCCUGCAUUCAAGGAGAUGAGAGACUUAUCAUCUUAGAAUACAUGGAGAACAAGAGCUUAGAUGGUUUCAUUUACGAUAAAACGAAAGGCGCAUUGCUAAGUUGGCAAAAGCGCCUUGACAUUAUAAAUGGCAUUGCUCGGGGACUUCUAUACCUGCAUCAAGACUCUAUCUUGAGAAUCAUUCAUAGAGAUCUCAAGCCGAGCAAUAUUCUCCUAGACAAAAAUAUGACUCCAAAGAUUUCUGAUUUUGGUAUUUCAAGAAUAUUCGAAGGUGAUGGAGCUCCUAUGAAUGCAACCACAAGACCUGUUGGAACACUUGGAUAUAUGGCACCAGAGUACUUAGCAGAUGGACUUUUUUCAUUUAAAUCAGAUGUAUUCAGCUUUGGUGUCUUAGUAUUAGAAAUAUUAAGUGGCAGGAGGAACAAAGUGUUCAAUCAAACAGAUAUGAGCUCAAACCUUUUAGUACAAGCAUAUAGACUAUGGAAGGAUGGUAGAUCACUUGAGCUUCUUGAUGAUGCACUAGAUUGCUCGUAUCCUACCAUUGAAAUCCUACGUUGUAUUCGGAUGGCUCUUUUAUGUGUGCAAGAAAAUACUGAAGACCGGCCCACAAUGGCUGAAGUUGUAAUGAUGUUGGCAAGUGAGGACCAGCUUCUUACUCCACUUAAGCAGCCAUUAAUAAGAUCAAUCGCCUGUGAAAGAGGCUUCACAACUCAAGAAAUGAGUACUACAAUGACAGGUAGAUGAAAUGUGUUAAUCGCCUUUAAAAUAGUCAAUUGUUUAGACAUCUUUGAUGUGAUGCAGUUAUAAAUUAUCUGACCAUGAGUAAUACAUGGCUCUUAGAUGCAAUACAUUAGAAUUUAUAUUUUGUAUGUUUGUUGAUCAUCUUAUAAUAAGUGGGAAUUGAAUUAUCAA